Molecule: messenger RNA, 2654 nt
Organism: Betta splendens (Siamese fighting fish)
Lineage: Eukaryota; Metazoa; Chordata; Actinopteri; Anabantiformes; Osphronemidae
Gene: ttyh2
Product: tweety family member 2
Exons: 15
Coding region: 342-1976 (544 amino acids)
Cellular component (GO): plasma membrane
Molecular function (GO): volume-sensitive chloride channel activity; intracellularly calcium-gated chloride channel activity
Source: RefSeq, a predicted model, not a curated record
UGGGAGGCGCGCUCCCGCGUCUCUGGAGUACCCCCUAGCGGCGCGCGUCCCCGCGGGCUGCUGCGUGCGCCCGGCGCAGCUGUCGGUCGGACUGGAGCUGUGGGUCCGCACGCAGGGGACACAUGGGCGCAGUGUGACGGCUGCUUUCAGGGGCACCCGCCGUCGGACUCGACUCUUCGGCCACGUUCUCGUCUGCGGGGUUUAAUGGUCGCUUUGCUUGACGCGCGGCUGAGAGCGUUUCCGUCACGGAGCACGCUUCUGUCGGCGCCUUUGUUUGGGAUGAGGCUGGACUGCCGCUGCUGCGGAGACGGGCUCCUGUAGGAACUUUUCUCGGGGCAGGGAUGUCUUCGGCUCGGGUGGAUUACGUUGCGCCCUGGUGGACUUACUGGCUUCACAAUUUCCCUCACAUCAACCUGAGGUUUGAGCCCAUUGACCACAGCUUCCAGCCUUCGGAGGAGAACUACCAGCAGUCCCUGAUCUUCCUGGGCUGCGUGGCGGCCGCCGGCCUCGGCCUCAACCUGCUGUGCCUGGCCGUCUACCUGAGCUGCCUGUGCUGCUGCCACAAGGACGAGGAGGAGGAGAGCAAGAAGCCCGGCUCCUGCUGCGUCACCUGGUCGGCGGUGGCCGCCGGCCUCAUCACGUGCAUCGCAGUGGGUGUGGGUUUCUAUGGCAACAGCGAGACCAAUGACGGCGUGUACCAGUUGUCCUACUCACUCUACAACGCCAAUCACACGCUGGGCGGUGUGGACAGCCUGGUGUCCGGCACCAUGGGCGGCAUGAAGACGGGCCUGCACCAGCACCUGGCCCGGCUGGACGAGAUCUUCGCCACGCGCGGCGACUACGUGCAGACGCUGCAGUUCAUGCAGCAGAUGGCCGACAACGUGAUCAAGCAGCUGCUGGGCCUGCCGGACUGGGCCGGCGCCGACGUCAGCCUGGCCUCCAUCGCCGACCGCACGGCCACAGUGGAGUACUACAGGUGGCUCAUCUACCUGCUGCUGCUCAUCCUGGACCUGAUCAUCUGCCUGCUGGCCUGCCUGGGCCUGGCCAAGCAGUCGCGCUGGCUGCUCACCACGAUGAUGGUGUUUGGAGUGAUGACGCUGAUCCUGAGCUGGACGUCCCUGGGAGCCGGCCUGGCUGCAGCCGUGGGGACCAGCGACUUCUGCGUGUCCCCAGACAAGUACCUCAUGAGCCAAACGAAGGGCGUCGUCGGUGCUGAUAUCCUCCAUUACUACCUGUACUGCAACCAGACCCUGUCCAACCCGUUCCAGCAGCCUCUGACCAUCUUCCAGAGGUCCCUGACCACCAUGCAGAUCCAGAUCCAGAGUCUGCUCCAGUUUGCCGUGCCUCUCUUCCCGACCGCUGAGGGAGACCUGGUGGGGAUCCAGCGCCUGCUGAACUCCUCCGAGGCCGGGCUGCACCAGCUGACCGCCCUGCUGGACUGCAGGGGGCUCAACAAGGACUACCUGGACGCCAUGGUGGGCGUGUGCUACGACGGCGUGGAGGGCGUGCUCUACCUCUGCCUCUUCUCCGUGCUGGCGGCCUGUGCCUUCACUGUCAUGCUGUGUGCGAUUCCCCGCGCGUGGAGACAAAUCGCCUGCAGGGAGCGGGACUACGACGACAUCGACGAGGAGGACCCGUUCAACCCGCGGGCCCGGAGGCCGGGCUCCCAGAACCCCAGCCACGCCAACAUGCACAGCUUCUGCAGCUACAGCAGCAGCAUGGGCAGCCAGAGCAGCCUGCACCCGCCGGCGCCGGCCGUGUCCACCGCGCCCAUGUCCCACGAGUACAUGAACCAGACGGCUCUGUUCGGGGGGAACCCGCGCUACGAGAACGUGCCGCUGAUAGGACGAGGUUCCCCGCCCCCUUCGAUAUACUCUCAGCAGUAUAGGAGCCGAUACUCCCCCAGCAUGAGGGCCACCUACCUGUCCAUGACCGAGGACCACAGCAGGCACUUUGGCAACGACUUCCAGGCGUAGAGGAGUCGGAGGCGGGCGUCCGUGGAGCAGGAGGCGGCUCCAGCUCCGUGUUGUCCUGUUCUGUGAUGCUCGUACAUAAUUAACCACGCGCCUCCUGCUGUCGACUCCUAAUCUGUUGUGUCCGUUCACUCCGUGAAGCGUUUUGUUUUCCUUCCGAGUGUGUUUUACUGUGGGGGACGAUGGGUUGCUCUGACGCGUCUGAGCCCAGGUCCCUCAGAGGAACAACACUGGACCUGCAGUGUUGUUCCUGGUGCUUUGUGAGCGAAGCACCAGCAGCAGGUUUGAUCCACUCACACACAGCGAAGCUUCACGACUCCUGAGACACGGCUUCUGUAAAUAAGUUGGACAAUAACAGACGUUUGUCUGGCUCUGAUUUGAUUUUGUGCCAUUUUGAUAUGUUUUUCUAGUCUGUGAUGAUUAUUUUGUGUAUUUUCUAAAAGGCCAUUAACUUGUCGUCCAUCUGUUAACAUUCUGCUCUAACCACGACUGAUAUUCAGGUAAUUACUUCAAACUGGACGUGUAUCGACUAACAUUUCUUUCUGUAGAGAUUCUUAUUGCAGCUGUUGGUUAUAUUCUGUUCAGCAUGUUACACUGUACAGGUACUGGGAGCGGUGCUUAAUUGUGUGUGUGACCUCAUUGUGAUAAAGAAAUAAAUAAAUAAACCUGUUUUUAGUACAA